CCUAAUUUCAUUUCACCCGACACUAAACCCGCCAUUCUCUUGGUCGUUGCUCUUCCUCCGCUGUCUCUUCUUGAACAUCGUCGGCUUCCCGGCUCUUCUUGAACAUCGCCGGCUUGCCGGAUCUUCUUGAACGUUGCCGGCUCUGCUCAUCUCCACCGUCAUCCACCACGCAGUCCACCGAACUCCUGCCACCAUUGUUAUUGCUCAAAGUUUGCCAGCUCUGCUCCUCUCCACCGUCAUUCUUCGCCUCUACCUUCCUUCAGUUUACCGGCUCUCCUCCUCUUUUAAGUUGAACAAUUGCAGUUAGUUUGUUCUCAGUUCACCUCCGCUUUCGUCCGCCUUCAGUUCUGCUCCUCUUCUCUGUUGUUGCAGCCUCUUUUAAAGGUAAAUUUUAACGUAAUUUUAAUCAGUGAUUGAUAUUAACCUAAGUCUAGUGUUGGGAUUGAAAUUCAUAAUUAAGCAAAUUAAUUUUAACCUCUAAGUGUUGGGAUUGAUGUUUUAGUGAAAGUUUGGGUUUUGUUAGCCUAAUUCUAAUCAGUUUUGUUUCAAUUGUAAUUGUAGUUGUAAUUAUUACUCGUUGAUCUUGAUUCUUAAAUUAUGCAUGUCAUUGAAAAAAUUCAGUAAUUGUUCUUAGUUUGUUUCUCUUAAUUAUAGUUCUUCAAUUGCUGUAUGUUUUUAAUUCAAUACAUCAUAAGUACUAAUUAAAUAACCAACAAGGAUUAAAAAGACAUUAGCAAAUACAAUGAAUUUUAUUUAAUCCUCAAAAACCUUCAACUGCAGUAGGUUCUUCAAUUGUUGGUAGAUACUUGUUCUUAUUCUUGUUGUAGUAACUUAGUUCUUCAAAUUUCUUUUUUUUGGUAUGUUGGGUAAUUAGGUAACUAACACUUUGUUUGUUCGUGUUCUUGUUGUAAUAAGUUAGUUCUUUAAAGUUAGUAAAUUUCAAACUUUUAUUCUGAUUUAUUCACUUUACAAUAUUCGGUUAGUUCUUGUUCUUGUUGUCGUAAGUUAUUCAAUGUCUUUUAUAAUUAUACAAUACAAUUUAUAAAUAUUCUUUGGUGUCAUGUUUAUCAAUUGUUACAUUUUGAAUUUAGGAAAUGAAUUUGAAUAAGGAAUGGGUCAAAGUAAAAGAUCGUUCAUCCUCCUUUUACGUAAAUGGUGUCGACGAGUUUUUAAUAUUUGCCCUUUCUAAUGUAAGUGAAGACGACAAAGAGAGAGCUACUAUAGGUGUCCUUGUAAUAGUUGUCGCAACAUAUUUUUCAAAACAAAAUGUGAUGUAAGAUUAGACUUGCUCAAGAAAGGAAUAUAUGAGAAGUACACUUUAUGGGAUCUUCAUGGGGAAAAAAUAAAUGACUCAAGUGACAAGGAAAAUUCCAACAAGUUUGAUGACACUGAUAAUGUUUUCACAAUGUUGCAAGAUGCGUGCGGAGUAGGUGGUAUGAAUUUUGGGAGUAAUGAAGAGGUUUUAAAUAAUGUUAAAGAGUCGGAGGAACCUAAUGAAAAUGCAAAAAAGUUUUUCCAAGUGUUAGAGGAGUACCAAGUUCCAUUGACAAUACAUGGCACAACAAUGUCCAAGCUGUCAUAUAUUGUUAAAUUAAUGCAUUUAAAGGUUCUACAUAAUUGGUGUGAUAGCUCUUUUGACAGUUUACUCCAGUUAGAACGCCAAGGCUAUGGAGCCAACCUUCCAACUUCCUAUUAUGAGGCUAAGAAACUCAUUAAUGACUUAGGCCUUGAUUAUAGUAAGAUUGAUGCUUGUGAAAAUGAUUGUAUCCUUUAUUGGAAAGAGCAUGAAAAGUUAAACGAGUGUCCUACUUGUGGUUUACCAAGGUGGAAAGAAGAAAAAGAAGGUUCGUCAAGAGCGGUGAAGGUUUCUAGAAAGGUGUUAAAGAUAUUUUCCAUUAAAGCCUAGACUUUAAAGAUUGUACAUGUCUAGAAAGACAGCUAAAGACAUGCGAUGGCACAAAGAAAGGGAUGCCAAUGAAGCACUAAGAGUGAAUAACUAUGAUAAAAUUAUUAAGGAUAUGCUCUUUCAAUGGAGGACGAUGAAACGUUUUUAAGGGAUGAUGAAACAUGUUUGGUGGAUGAUAUAAUGAGGCAUCCCGUAGACUCGUUUGCAUGGAAAUCAUUUGAUGAGGAGUAUAGUGACUUCGCUAAAGAGGUGCGAAAUAUCAGACUUGGUUUAGCUAGUGAUGGAUUUCAACCUUUCAAUAAUUCAAAACAUAGUAUUUGGCCAGUGGUUCUUAUUCCUUAUAAUUUACCUCCUUGGUUAUGUAUGAAACCCUAUUCAUUUAUGCUAUCUUUACUAAUACCUGGCCUACAAGUCCUGGAAUGAAUAUAGAUGUGUAUCUCCAACCACUUGUUGAGGAAUUAAAGGAACUUUGGGAUGUUGGCAUUGAAACCUAUGAUGCUUGCUCUAAAACAAAUUUCAUCUUGCGUGCAACUCUAUUGUGGACUGUUAGUGACUUUCCUGCGUAUGCAGAUUUGUCAGGAUGGUCUACCAAAGGUCAUUAUGCUUGUCCAUGUUGUCAUAAAGAAACUAAACGAACAUCAUCGAUGCAUAAGGGAGGUUACUUAGGUCAUCGACGUUGGCUUCCAACCAAUCAUAAGUGGAGAAAAAAUGCAAGAUGUUUUGAUGGAAAAAUUGAAAAGGGGUUGCACCCAUGCCUUUAAGCAGGGAUGAUGUAUUGCUACAUCAUAGUCGAUUUUCACAAGAAAAAUAUGGGAAGAUUGAUGGGAAGAAGAGAAAAAGAGAUGCUUCUAAUAGUUUGUUUGGGUGGAAAAAAAGAGCAUUUUCUUCACCUUGCCUUAUUGGAGUAAAUUGAAAAUUCGUCAUAACUUGAAUGUUAUGCAUAUUGAUAAAAAUGUGUCAGAUAAUAUCCUGGGUACUUUAAUGAGCAUACUAGGUAAAAAUAAAGAUACUUUGAAGGCCCGCUUGGAUUUAGUGAAAAUGAAAAUUAGGGAGAAGUUGCAUCCUCAAGUGGUUGGUGAUAAGGUACGUGUUCCUGUGGUCGUAUAUUCUUUGAGUUCAUUUGCGAAGGCAGCCAUAUGUCGUAUGUUUGCAAAAAUAAAAUCUCCAGAUGGAUAUCUAUCAAAUAUUUCUCGAUGUGUUAAAGAUAAUGGGAAAAAGAUAUCAUGUUUGAAGAGCCAUGACCAUCACGUUUUCAUAGAGCAAUUGCUUCCUCUAGCACUUAGUGGGUUUUUACCAAAAGACGUUUAUGAUCCUUUGGUUGAAUUAAGCUUUUUUUUCCGAGACCUUUGCUCUAAAAACAUCAGUAUUGGUCAAAUAGAAGCACUAGAGAAGAAAAUUCCUUUCACCUUAUGCAAGUUGGAGAUGAUUUAUCCACCAGCAUUUUUUGAUGUUAUGGUACAUUUGGUUAUACAUUUGGCUGCUGAGGCAAAAAUUGUUGGACCAGUUCGAUAUCGAUGGAAUGUAUCCUGUUGAGAGGUAUCUUCGAACAUUAAAAUCAUAUAUUCGAAAUCGAGCACAUCCUGAAGGUUGCAUUGCUGAAGGUUAUCUAACAGAUGAGUGCUUAACAUUCUGCUCUAGAUACAUGAGUGACAUUGACACUAAAUUCAACCGUAAAGCGAGAAAUGAUGAUGAGGAUAUUGAAGAGGGUACUUUGAAAUCUAACCUAGAGAUAUUUAGACCACUUGGACAUCCAAUUGGGGGGAGUACACCAAUUCAUCUUCAUUUUCAGGAGUGUGACCAAAUCCAUUUUUAUAUACUUCAAAAUUAUGAUCCACUUGUUAAGUUUGUACAAAAGCACAAAAAAGAAUUGGAAAAAGAAUGUCCACGAAAUAUAGAACAGAGGCACAAAGAACAAUUUUCCAAAUGGAUACAAAGUCGUGUACGAAAGAUUCAUGAACUUAAAUCUUGUGAUGAAAACUUGUAUAACUUGGUAUGCGGUCCUUCUAGAGUUGUAAGGCGCUACACUGCAUACAUAGUGAAUGGUUUUCGAUUCCACACCAAUGAUAGAUGUGAAAAUAGGGACACACAAACUUCCGGUAUCAUGGUGUGCGGUGAUGACUCUUCAUCUAAGGAGUACUAUGGUGUUUUGAGAGACAUAUUUCAAGUGCACUAUCCUGGAGGAAAUCAUGUUUUUGUGUUCAAAUGCAAUUGGUUUGAUAUAGAAAACUAUGGUAGAGGGUAUAAGGUAGAUGAACAUGGAUUGAUUAGUGUGAAUAAGAAUAGAUGUUUGAAGUCAGAUGAGGUAUAUGUGCUUGAAUCACAAGUGGAGCAAGUGUUUUACAUUGAAGAUGAACGAAAUGAGAAUUGGCAAUUUGUUAUAAAAGCAUUUGCGGUAGCCGGUGAUAGUAUGUUGAAGGAAAUACAGGAUAAGUUCGAAGUUUCUGAAUCUAGUGAUUACUUACGAAUGCACAUGUUCAUUUUGGAGACAAUGCAACGUUUAUACAGAUUAUACAAGUGUAGAUUGCACUACUACUACAAAAGCAAGAAGUGUGGAAAUACCGAUGAUGAGCGAAAAAAGAAUCCUCCUCCUGACUUGCCUCAAUCUCAAUGGGAAUAUCUCAUCAAAUAUUAUGGCUCCGAUGAAUUUAAGUUAAUAAGUGCAAGGAACUCUAAGAAUCGAAAUUCCGACAAGAGAGUUAAGCAUACAACUGGACAACUAUCAUUCCCAGAAUCAGAGGAUGUAUUGGUGACAAAAAAGAAUCGAGGUGUGAAGCUAAGUGCGGAUAAAGCUUGGCUUAUCCAGCACACUCGAAAGAAUGAUGAUGGAAAACUUGAAUAGCUUCAUGGUGACACACGGUCAAAAGAAAUUCAUGAGAAGUUGAAAAAUGUUGUUGCUUCCGUUGGUGAUUCAAUGACUCAUAAAGAAAUUCUGAUGCAAGUUUUGGGACAAAGGUCGGGAUACAUUCGUGGGAAAGGGACGGGAGUACGUGCAUAUGUUUAGGGAAAGGCCGCAAUAGAACAACGUAAGAUUGUGGAGCAACAACAAGAGAAAAUUCAACUGCAAGAACAAAAAAUAAAAGACUUGGAGGGAAAAAUUGAAGAAUACAAAACACAACAAGAGGCAAUGGAGGCUUUUAGACAGAGCAUAUUGCAACUACUCCAAGUAACUAUGCCAUGAAUGCCAAGCAGGUAUGCAUGAUAUGAUGAUGUGCAGUUUUUGAUUCUUGAUCUCGAAGCGGACAUCUACUGUGAAAUUUGAUGGCCACUAUCCAAUAUCUAUGAAUCUCUUUUGUGGUGAAAUUCGAUGUGCACUAUGCAAUAUAUAUGAAUCUCUUUUGUAAUUAACAAACUUAUAGCAUUCAUUUUGGGUUUUAACUGCACAUGUAGUUUUUGGACUAUAAAUUAACAAUUGUAGUUAUGAUUUUGGACUAUAAAGAUGGGAGACUCUUUGAUCGCACUCUCCUUUAUGGGUAUAAGUUGUCGUCAUUCUUUCCUCCCCAGACCUUGAUUAUAGUUUUUUAUGAGCGGGAUACACUGGGUAUGAU
Messenger RNA from Amaranthus tricolor (Joseph's coat), 5451 nucleotides. RefSeq lists its product as uncharacterized. The record is from RefSeq and is a predicted model, not a curated record. Lineage: Eukaryota; Viridiplantae; Streptophyta; Magnoliopsida; Caryophyllales; Amaranthaceae. Bases 3354 to 4745 code for a protein of 463 amino acids. The transcript has 10 exons.